This is a messenger RNA of Lactuca saligna, 2694 nucleotides long. The record is from the annotation of a GenBank genome assembly. Lineage: Eukaryota; Viridiplantae; Streptophyta; Magnoliopsida; Asterales; Asteraceae.
AUGAUUGCCUUGAUUUUAUUUCGAAAAGAACAGCAACAAACCAAGAGAUCAAAAACAAACCUAAUGAUCACAAUUACACCCCCUGUUACCGGUAUACCUUCAAUGGCGUCUUCUCCAACUUCAUCAAUUCACAAGAGCUUUAAGUAUGAUGUGUUUUUGAGUUUCAGAGGUGAAGACACUCGUACAAACUUCGUAGAUCAUCUGUAUCAUGCUCUUCAGCAGAAACGCAUUCACACUUAUAAAGACAACAAAAAAAUCAAAAAAGGAAAAAAGAUCAGUGAUGAGCUCAUCGGAUCAAUUGAAGACUCAAAAUUCUACAUCAUUGUUUUCUCCAAGAACUAUACCUCUUCAUCUUGGUGCUUGGAUGAACUUGUGAAGAUAAUGGAAUGUCACAGAACAACCGAGCAUACUGCCUACCCUGUUUUCUAUGAUGUGGAACCUUCUGAAGUCCGCAAACAAAGUCGGGCAAUUAAAGAAGCCUUUGCAGAACAUGGAAAGGAAGAGGCUACUGGGAAAUGGAGAGAGGCUCUAAAAGAAGCAGCGGAUUUGGCUGGGUGGGAGUUAAAGAAUACUGCUAAUGGGCAUGAAGCUAAAUUCAUCCAAAAAAUUGUUGAAGAACUUUUGCUAGAGCUACGUUCCAUUAGUUUCAACAUUGAUGAAAAAUUUGUAGGAAUGGAGACUCGGGUCAAGGAUGUUAUAUCAUCUUUAGGAACUGGUUUUAAUGAUGUUCGCAUGAUUGGGAUCAAGGGAAUGGGAGGUGGUGGGAAGACAACUUUGGCCAGAGCUGUUUUUGAUCAAAUAUCGUUUCAGUUCGAAGGUAAAAGCUUCGUCGAGAAUGUGAGGGAAGCUUCAAAUGCUUCUUUGUCCGGUUUGAAGUCGUUGCAAAAUCAAGUCCUUUCAGAUGUGACAAAUGAUAGAGGCAUCAACAUUAGUAGUGUUUAUGAAGGGGUACACAUAAUGAAGAGGAUGAUGCGUGAUAGGAAGGUUCUUGUUGUUCUAGAUGAUGUGGAUCAUGUAGACCAGCUUGAGGCGUUAGCUGGUGAGCUUAAUUGGUUUAAGCCUGGAAGUAGAAUUAUCAUUACAACAAGAGAUGAGCAAGUGUUGGUAGCACACAGAGUCAAGUUCAUUCGUGAUGUCACUCUGUUAUCGGAUAAAGAAGCAAUUUGCCUCUUCAGUAGGCAUGCUUUUGGGAGAGAUUUUCCAAUUCAAGGGUACGAAGAGCUAUCUGGACAAGUUGUACGUUAUGCUGCUGGUCUUCCUUUAACAAUCAAAGUUAUGGGUUCGUUUCUUUGUGGUAAAAAUGAGCCUGAAUGGGUAGAUGCACUGAAAAGACUAAAAAAGAUUCCAUUAGCAGAAACUAUGAUGAAAUUGGAAUUAAGCUAUAUCGGUCUAGAGGAGGAUUACAAGGAAAUAUUCCUAGAUGUUGCAUGCAUCCUGAAAGGUUGGCAGAAAGACAAUGCAAUUAAAGCGCUUGAAAGCUGUGGAUUUCAUGCUAGAAAUGGUUUAAAAGUUCUUGAGCAAAAAUCUCUCAUAACUAUUGAUGGUCAUUCUAAUUAUAAAUGGGUGAACAUGCAUGACCAUAUUGAAGAAAUGGGCAGGAAUAUUGUUCGUCGGCUGCACCCUCAUAAGCCUCACAAACAUAGCCGAUUGUGGAUUAACGAAGAAGUUGAAGAUAUAUUGGCUAAUGAAUUGGGUACUAAAGCAACAAGAUGUCUACAAUUUUACACAGAGAAGCUCAAUCCACAUACUGUUUUAAAAGGUCUUGGAAAGAUGAAGGAACUUAGACUUCUUUCUGUGGUUCUUGGAGAUUGUUUCCGUAAUUUGGAAUUUAAUAUAGUUAGCCCAGACUUUCCAGAUGCUUUACGAUAUCUGCGUUUGAACUAUUACCCUUACAAGUCUUUGCCCAAAACCUUUCAAGCAAAUAAUCUUGUUGCAAUUGAGAUGGAUGUCAGCAAAAUCGAACAACUUUGGGAAGGAGGAGAAAAAAAGGUUCUUAACAAGCUCAAAUUCCUUGACCUAAAUCGUUCAAUGUUGAGUACCCUUGACCUUGGUCUUACUCCAAAUCUCGAGAAGUUGAAUCUUGGAGAAUGUUCCAAUUUGGUAGAACUUCAUAUGCCAAUUGGAUGUUUAAAGCUCAUAUCUAUCAACCUUAGAAAUGCAAGGUUGAGAACCCUUGACCUUCGUUUGGCUCCAAAUCUUGAAAAGUUGAUUCUUGUUGAAUGCAAUUAUUUGGAAGAACUCCACAUGCCCCAUAGAUGUCUAAAUCUUGAAUACUUACUACUCUCUAAUUCAAAGUUGAGGACCUUUGACAUUGGGUUGACUCCGAAUCUCAAGUAUUUGGAUCUUAAAAAUAGUUAUUAUUUGGAAGAACUUCACAUGGCCGAUCAAUGUCAAAAGCUCACAAACCUCGACAUUAGUCAUUCAAAGUUGAGGACCCUUGACCUUAGGUUGACUCCAAAUCUCAAUGGGUUAGAUCUAAGUUAUUGUUGUAAAUUGGUAGACCUUCACACCCCCAUUGGAUGUCUAAAAAAGCUUGUCUACGUAGGCUUAAAUGGUUGUUUGAGGUUUAAAUCUUUUUUGUUCAACAAGAAGGAUUGUGCUUGUUAUUGUGUGGAUGAAUCACUUGAGGUUGGUCUUUUAUCUGAGUUGCAUCUAAUUAUGGAGUCGCUAGAAAGAUGUCCAUUUCACCUGUAA